UAACCGAGAUCGGAGAGCCCUAACGACACCGGCGAGUCACACCACCACUGAGAAAAAUCGAACUCCAAAAAGAUCUGUGGAUGAAACGAAGAAUCCUAGGUUUCUGAAUGGUGGUUGGGCCAUUUUUGGCGGGAGUUGCAGUAGCUGCGACUGCACUUGCUGGUAGAUAUGGUAUCCAAGCUUGGCAAGCCUUCAAGUCUAGGCCACCUAGGCCCAAAAUCAAGAAAUUCUACGAAGGCGGUUUCCAGCCUACCAUGACCAAAAGAGAAGCCGCCCUCAUUCUUGGCAUCAGGGAGAAUGUUCCGGCGGAGAAGGUGAAGGAAGCACACAGGAAAGUGAUGGUUGCAAACCAUCCAGACGCAGGUGGUAGCCAUUUCUUGGCCUCUAAGAUCAAUGAAGCUAAAGACGUCAUGCUCGGCAAAACUAAAGGCGGUGGAUCCCUCUUUUAGAUGCUCCAUUAGAAAGAAUCAUCUCUGUCUUUGUGAUAGGCUUUUAUAGCAAUGGAUUGUUAAAAUGGAGAUUGUACACAGACCAUAAGCUUUGUGGUCUCUUUGUGACAUAAAUUCUCAAAAGCUUUGUUUGCUUUUGUGGUCUC
This is a messenger RNA of Raphanus sativus (radish), 595 nucleotides long. Its product is annotated as mitochondrial import inner membrane translocase subunit TIM14-1. Bases 108 to 449 code for a protein of 113 amino acids. Gene Ontology annotation, cellular component: PAM complex, Tim23 associated import motor. Gene Ontology annotation, molecular function: ATPase activator activity. Lineage: Eukaryota; Viridiplantae; Streptophyta; Magnoliopsida; Brassicales; Brassicaceae. The transcript has 3 exons. The record is from RefSeq and is a predicted model, not a curated record. Gene Ontology annotation, biological process: protein import into mitochondrial matrix.